Messenger RNA from Rubroshorea leprosula, 1360 nucleotides. The record is from the annotation of a GenBank genome assembly. NCBI's taxonomy places the organism in Eukaryota, Viridiplantae, Streptophyta, Magnoliopsida, Malvales, Dipterocarpaceae.
UCAAACCCAAUUCCCAGUCUUCCCCCUCCCAGAAACUACAAAAAGGUCUCUCUUUUUCUCUGUUUAGCAAUGGAGCCAGCGACGGCCACCGCUGCGGCGGCACCACCGGUUCCGGCACUGAAGGAUGAGUUGGACAUAGUCAUACCCACCAUUAGGAACCUUGACUUUCUCGAGAUGUGGAGGCCGUUCUUUCAGCCAUACCAUCUCAUCAUCGUCCAAGACGGUGAUCCUACGAGGACCAUCAAGGUUCCUGAGGGAUUUGACUAUGAGCUCUACAACAGGAACGACAUCAACAGGAUUCUGGGUCCUAAGGCUUCCUGCAUUUCCUUCAAGGACUCAGCUUGCCGCUGCUUUGGCUAUAUGGUGUCCAAGAAGAAGUAUAUCUACACCAUUGAUGACGACUGCUUCGUUGCUAAGGAUCCAGCUGGCAAACCCAUCAAUGCACUUGAGCAGCACAUCAAGAACCUUCUCUCCGCAUCUACUCCCUUUUUCUUCAACACUCUGUAUGAUCCAUUCAGAGAGGGGGCAGAUUUUGUCCGUGGAUACCCAUUCAGUCUCCGUGAGGGUGUUCCCACUGCUGUUUCCCACGGCCUCUGGUUGAACAUCCCUGAUUAUGAUGCACCCACACAACUUGUGAAGCCCCUUGAGAGAAACACCAGGUAUGUGGAUGCAGUCUUGACAAUUCCAAAGGGCACCCUGUUUCCAAUGUGUGGUAUGAAUUUGGCAUUCGACCGUGAGCUCAUUGGCCCUGCCAUGUACUUUGGUCUCAUGGGAGAUGGUCAACCCAUUGGACGCUAUGAUGACAUGUGGGCAGGCUGGUGCACCAAGGUCAUAUGUGACCAUUUGGGAUUGGGAGUCAAAACAGGUCUGCCCUACAUAUUCCACAGCAAAGCAAGCAACCCAUUUGUUAACCUAAAGAAGGAGUACAAAGGCAUCUUCUGGCAGGAAGAGAUCAUUCCAUUCUUCCAGCAAGCUGUUCUUCCGAAGGACUGCACCACCGUUCAAAAAUGCUACAUUGAACUUGCCAAGCAGGUGAAGGAAAAGCUUUCCAAAGUGGAUCCCUACUUUGACAAGCUGGCAGAUGCCAUGGUCACAUGGAUUGAAGCUUGGGACGAGCUGAACUCAUCUGGAGCCACCGCGCCCAAUGGCAAAGCCUAAUAGAAAGUUUUCAUUAGCUUCAGAUGACAUUGUUUUGUUACAGUUAUGAAACUAAAAUAGCCUUUUAGUCAUGAUUGUACCUUUAUCUAUUUAUGUAUCUUCUUGCUUAUGUAUGUGGUUUAAACAUUUCAAUAUUUCUAAUUUCAGAUGUAACUUUAACAUGUUGCAGAGUUUUUUACAACAAUAAACAGUCAUUCAUUUA